AUGGCAAGAAGACAUUUACUGUUUGUUUAUAUUAUUUUCUGCUCCAGCAAUAAUGCACCAAUGCGACAAGUUAAUCAGGAAGGUGUAAGGGAUGGCGGUGCUGCGAUAGAGGAUGAAAAUAUGAAUGCUGGUAUGAUGGGUGGUGGUGGCGGUGAUGCUGGUGGUGGUGGUAUGAUGGGUGGUGGUGGCGGUGAUGCUGGUGGUGGUGGCGGUGGUGGUGGUGGUGGUGGUGGUGGUGGUAUGAUGGGUGGUGGUGGUGGUAUGAUGGGUGGUGGUGGUGGUAUGAUGGGUGGUGGUGGUGGCGAUGCUGGCGGUGGUGGUGGUGAUGCUGGUGGUGGCGGUAUGACGGGCGGUGGUGGCGGUGAUGCUGGUGGCGGUGGCGGUGGUGGUGGUGGUAUGAUGGGUGGUGGUGGCGGUGGUGGUGGUGGUGAUGCUGGUGGCGGUGGUGGUGGUGGUGGUGGUGGUGGUGGUGGUGGUGGUGGUGAUGCUGGUGGUGGUGGCGGUGGUGGUGGUGAUGCUGGUGGUGGUGGUAUGAUGGGUGGUGGUGGCGGUGAUGGUGGUGGUAUGAUGGGUGGUGGUGGCGGUGAUGCUGGUGGUGGUGGCGGUGGUGGUGGUGAUGAUGGUGGUGGUGGUAUGAUGGGUGGUGGUGGCGGUGGUGGUGGUGGUAUGAUGGGUGGUGGUGGCGGUGAUGCUGGUGGCGGUGGCGGUGGUGGUGGUGGUAUGAUGGGUGGUGGUGGCGGUGAUGCUGGUGGUGGUGGCGGUGGUGGUGGUGAUGCUGGUGGUGGUGGUAUGAUGGGUGGUGGUGGCGGUGAUGCUGGUGGUGGUGGUGGUGGCGGUGGUGGUGGUGGUGGUGGCGGUGGUGGUGGUGAUGCUGGUGGUGGUGGUAUGAUGGGUGGUGGUGGCGGUGGUGGUGGUGGUGGUGGUGGUGGUGGUGGUGAUGCUGGUGGUGGUGGUAUGAUGGGUGGUGGUGGCGGUGAUGCUGGUGGUGGUGGCGGUGGUGGUGGUGGCGGUGGUGGUGGUGAUGCUGGUGGUGGUGGCGGUGGUGGUGGUGAUGCUGGUGGUGGUGGUAUGAUGGGUGGUGGUGGCGGUGAUGCUGGUGGUGGCGGUGAUGCUGGUGGUGGUGGCGGCGGUGGUGGUGGUGAUGCUGGUGGUGGUGGUAUGAUGGGUGGUGGUGGCGGUGGUGAUGCUGGUGGUGGCGGUGAUGCUGGUGGUGGUGGCGGUGGUGGUGGUGAUGCUGGUGGUGGCGGUGAUGCUGGUGGUGGUGGCGGUGGUGGUGGUGAUGCUGGUGGUGGUGGCGGUGGUGGUGGUGAUGCUGGUGGUGGUGGUAUGAUGGGUGGUGGUGGCGGUGGUGAUGCUGGUGGUGGUGGUGAUGCUGGUGGUGGUGGCGGUGGUGGUGGUGGUGGUGAUGCUGGUGGUGGUGGUAUGAUGGGUGGUGGUGGUGGUGAUGCUGGUGGUGAUGGUAUGAUGGCUGCUGAUGGUGGUGUUGUGGCGGUUGCUGCAGAUUUCGUAAUGAAGGAUGCGGUUGAUAGCAUAGAUUGUAAUCGAGACAAGAUUUGGGUGAAUGGUCAGUGUAAACCGGACUUUUUGGAGAUUGAAAGCGAAACAGCAAUUUCAAAAUUGGAACCGCUUAAUUCAUACAAAAUCCAAAAUUCAGAAGCAAUGGAAUAUGGAAUAAGCAAUGCAAGAAACGAACCUCUAAUAAUUCUCGCAAAGAGCAUUCUUGAUUUAAUAAAAUAG
Molecule: messenger RNA, 1737 nt
Organism: Brugia pahangi
Lineage: Eukaryota; Metazoa; Nematoda; Chromadorea; Rhabditida; Onchocercidae
Source: the annotation of a GenBank genome assembly